AUGUUAACAUUUUCUUGGACGGGUAAGCGAAAGAAAAAGAGUGAUGCGGCUGAUCCAGCGAUGGCCGUAUCAAAGCAUCGCUCCACCUCGGACCAAGAUUCGUCCGAACCGUCAGUCAGCAGAUCGACGACAUCUACCGGAUCCAUCCAUUUCGGACAAACAACAUCAUACACUUCAACAGUCGGAACAAGUUUCAAGGAAGCUGAGUAUUCCGGACGGCUCUUACUUCAUGGCUUGAGACUCUCGGAAUUUCCGAUUGAAGCUUUCUCUAAUAUUGAACUCAUGGACAUAGUAUUUAUCGACCUCAGUGACAAUCGUAUGUCAACAUUACCCGCCGACUUCUCAGCUUUUGACUGUCUGAUCUCUUGUAUUGCCAGUUCGAACCGUUUUCGAACAAUUCCUACGUGUAUCUGCUCUCUCGAACAACUCACCUAUCUUGACUUUAGCUUCAAUGAGAUCUCUCAUCUUCCGGAUGGCCUGUUCGACCUUCCACUCACUGCUCUCAUUCUUGCUGGUAAUAAGAUUUCGUGUAUUCCAGAAGGAAUCCGACGCUUGGCUCCAACUCUUGCGUACUUGGACUUGUCAAGAAACGACGUCCGCAGUCUUCAGUCACAACUCAGAUAUCUGAAGGCACUCAAAGUAUUGAAAAUCUCCAGGAACAGAGUUGAAGACUUUCCAGCAGAGUUGUGUUCCUCGUUGGAAUUGCGGACUCUGGACCUAUCGCAGAACAAUUUGUCCUAUUUGCCAGCUGACUUUGUCAAAAUGACCGAUCUCCGUCACCUGCAACUAGAAUGCAAUCCACUGCGUAGUCCGCCAAUGGAAAUUGUCGAACUGGGAAUUGUGCACAUAUUCAAGUGGCUUGAUGGUAGAACAUCUGGCUGUUCAUUGAUGUCGGCCGGCUCUCAGGACGGCGUUUUAGACCGAAAACGCACUCCGACCACAACGGCCAUUGUCGCCGAAAAACACGCACCACAUAACGAAUCGAGAACUACGCGUAACACUUCUGAACCAGCGAAACAUCAUCCACAUGACCACAAAACCGAGAACGGACAUCUUACCCAUCGACCGAAAGAAUUAGUCGAGCCCAAAACAAUCGCAUCCGUACAUUCGAAACCGCACAAUGUACAGAUUGUUCACAAUAAGAUUUCGUCGGUUCCGUCCCAUGUGCCAACCUCAAUUCAAAAUGGAAGAGAACACUCAAGACAGAGUACUCCAGAUGAGCAGAACAACAAUAAUAACAACAAUGAUGUGUCAAAGUCAAAACUGAGUAGCAACUUGUCAAGUCCAGGAAUAACCAAAAAACCAAUAUCGAAAGUAGCUCCAAUGAUGAAACCGGCAGUCCGCCCUGCUCCAAACGGAAAUAUCCAGACGAAAAUUGGCACUGCCCGUCGUCCGAACCCGAUUCAAAACACAACAGUCACCAGGUCCACCAACACUACUGCUGUCAAAAAAGAAAUCCCAGUGAAGAGCACCAAAAUUGCCUCAGCCACAACCCGUCGGUCAGAAGAACCUGCUGCAACAAAGAUUGCAAGUCGACCGAUAACCUCAAGUGUCACAAACUUGAAUAAGUCAGGAAUACGUGCGCCAGGCACUGGAAUUGCGAAUGAUGUGGAAAGCGCUAAAAAGUUGCUGAGAGAAAAACUGGGACCAAGCUUUGCACUCAAUAAAGGAGAUAUCAGUUUUAGUCUUCAAUUGUCAGAUGGACAGGAGUUGUGUAAAUUUGUUAAUAAGCUUCAUCCAGAUGCUAUUUUGCUUGCUUCGCCAACUGAUUCGUCCAUCGCCACAACUCGCUCAAAAAUGAAUGUUGACAAAUUCCUGCAAUUCUGCAAGAAACUUGGAGUUCCAGAUACCACCAUGUGCUCCCAAAUGGACAUUAUUUCAAAGAGAAAUCCGCAAAAAGUGGCACGAACCGUUUUGACCGUCGCAAAAUUGCAACAGCUUCAAUCGUCAACUCAUAAUUCCAUCCAAUGCUGA
Caenorhabditis remanei is the source of this 1974-nucleotide messenger RNA. RefSeq lists its product as uncharacterized. Bases 1 to 1974 code for a protein of 657 amino acids. The record is from RefSeq and is a predicted model, not a curated record. Gene Ontology annotation, molecular function: protein binding. NCBI's taxonomy places the organism in Eukaryota, Metazoa, Nematoda, Chromadorea, Rhabditida, Rhabditidae. The transcript has 14 exons.